GAAAGAGUCACUGUCGCCAGAAAGUUUUCUCGUAUAAAAAGUCGAGCGCGAAAAAGUUUUCGAAGAUUUUAGUAGUCGACGAAAGGAUUUUUUUGAAAUUAAAAAUAAAUUGUGGAAAGGUAAAUUAUUUUCUAUCCUUAAUUUUCACAAAUAGAAAGUGGUUUAGUUAGAUACGAACUCAGAAAAUUAGUAUUUGAUGUAAUUUGACAAUGUUAUGGCUCCAAAAACUUUUUUAUGUGCAAAACAAAAUGUCCGGUAUACACAACUGCAAUCACGUAUCCCACUGUCCGACUGAAGAGUAUGGAAAUACACCAAAUUCCGUAGUGAACCAUUCGCCUGAAGUUUCCUCAAAGAAACCAAUUCGUCUCAAACACGUCGCGACUAGGAACGAAACGUACGAUUUUUUGCAUCUGAGAGCGUUUGAGAAAACACCAUGCAACGAUCAAGUUUGCUUAGGAAGCAUUAUGGCCACUUCUUCGCAAUCGGCUAUAAGAUCUCCUGAAGAAAUUUUAAAACAUGCCAACGAAUUUCUGGAUCAAUAUUUCACUUCAAUUAGAAGAGCUCAAAGUCCGGCCCACAUAUCACGAUGGGAACAAGUCCAAAAUGAAGUAAAUAGUACUGGAACGUACCAGUUGACUGAAACAGAGUUGAUUUACGGAGCUAAGUUAGCCUGGAGGAAUUCAGUGCGAUGUAUUGGAAGAAUUCAGUGGUCCAAACUACAGGUUUUCGAUUGUCGUUAUGUUACAACUACGAGUGGAAUGUUCGAAGCUAUUUGCAAUCACAUUAAAUAUAGCACAAAUAAAGGCAACAUUAGAUCAGCAAUCACUAUCUUUCCUCAACGUACCGACGGUAGACAUGAUUUCCGCGUAUGGAACCCACAAAUCAUCGGGUACGCCGGGUAUCGUCAACCAGACGGAAGUAUUAAGGGAGAUCCUAUAAACGUCGAGUUUACUGAAGUUUGUAUAAAAUUAGGUUGGAAGGGAUCAGGAGGUAGAUGGGAUAUACUACCCUUGGUACUUUCUGCUAAUGGACACGACCCAGAUUAUUUCGAUAUUCCCAGAGAAAUGAUACUAGAAGUUCCCCUGGUACAUCCACAGUUCAGUUGGUUCGAAGAACUCGGUUUGAAAUGGUAUGGGGUUCCAGCGGUAUCAAAUAUGAUGUUCGACUGCGGGGGUCUGCAAUUCACAGCAGCUCCGUUCAAUGGCUGGUACUUAAGCACUGAGAUUGGCUGCAGAGAUCUUUGCGACGUUAAAAGAUUGAACAUGCUGGAGACCAUCGCUCAACAUAUGGGCUUAGAUACAAGAAGUCCAGUAACCCUAUGGAAAGACAAAGCGUUGGUAGAAGCAAAUGUAGCAGUUCUGUACAGUUUCCAAAAAAAGGAAGUUACAAUUGUGGAUCACCAUACAGCUGCAGAAUCGUUCAUGAAACAUUUCGAAAAUGAAAACCGAUUGAGACAUGGAUGUCCAGCCGAUUGGGUUUGGAUCGUACCUCCGCUCUCUGGAUCCGUCACACCAGUAUUUCAUCAAGAGAUGGCGCUGUAUUAUUUGAAACCUUCGUAUGAAUAUCAGGAGCCAGCUUGGAAGAGUCAUAUUUGGAAUAAAGGACGUGAAUCUGUAAAAAGCAUCAAAUUGAGGAGAAAAUUCCAUUUCAAACAAAUAGCACGUGCAGUGAAGUUUACAUCGAAACUAUUUGGCAGGGCGUUAUCUCGUCGAAUUAAAGCCACUGUGUUGUACGCCACGGAAACGGGAAAAUCCGAAAACUAUGCUAAAAAGUUGUGCGAACUAUUCAGUCAAGCUUUCCAUGCACAAGUUUACUGUAUGGAAGACUACGACAUUUCCAAUAUUGAACAUGAGGCGUUGCUGUUGGUCGUAACUUCUACUUUUGGUAAUGGCAACCCUCCAGAAAAUGGAGAGGAAUUUGCCCAAAACUUAUACGCUGUAAAAAUGGCAGAAAAUGAUAUUUCAAAUGGUGAUGCUUCUAGUUUCAGUAUGGCAACAUCAAAAUCCUUCAUAAAGGUCAACAGUCAAACUGAGGUUCCAACAAAGCACGGUCUAGACAGACUAAAUUCUGUCAAAAGUUCGUUAAACGAACCACUUCUCGACGAUAGCUUUGGGCCUCUAAGUAACGUUAGAUUUGCGGUUUUUGCAUUGGGAUCAAGUGCCUACCCACACUUUUGCGCCUUUGGAAAAUAUGUAGACAACUUACUUGGCGAACUUGGCGGUGAAAGACUAUUAAAAUUAGCAACAGGAGAUGAACUAUGCGGUCUCGAACAAGCUUUUAAAAAGUGGGCACCACAAGUGUUUAAGGUUGCCUGCGAAACAUUUUGCUUAGAUGACGAUGAGAUCCUUCAGGAUGCUGCCCUCACGUUGGAAUCUGAAUCGCUAACUGCAAAUAAUAUAAGAUUCCUGGAAAAACCUGAAACUACACAUCUAAAUGGUAUUUUCAAAUGUUAUAAUAAGAAAGCAUCCAUUUGCAAACUUAUUCGCAGAAAAAAUCUUCACGGUGAAAAAUCUCCUAAAGUGACACUACUUUUAGAGUUUUCUUCAAAUUUGGUCUACAAUCCCGGAGAUCAUCUUGGAGUUUUCGCGAGGAAUAGCCCCGAAGUUGUAGACGGUAUUAUAAAGAGAUUGCAAGGCGUUACUAACCCUGAUAUAUCCGUAGAACUUCAAAUACUCGAAGAGACUCAUACUUCUAAUGGUAUCGUAAGAAGCUGGAAACCACAUGAACGUUUACCCAGUUGCUCUAUCAGAGAAUUGUUCUCGCAGUAUUUGGACAUUACGACUCCUCCUACGCCAAAUUUACUUCAAUAUUUUGCCUCGAUAGCAACCAACGGAGAAGAAGCUAUAGAUCUUAAUUUAUUGGCUACUGACUCUAGUGCUUAUGAAGACUGGCGUCAUUGGAGAUAUCCACAUCUUUUGGAAGUUUUGGAACAGUUUCCGUCUGUUCGACCAUUCGCACCUAUUCUUAUAGCUCAACUAAGCAUACUCCAACCUAGAUUUUAUUCAAUAUCUUCCAGUCCGAUGAUGAAUCCCAAAGAAACCCACUUGACCGUAGCAGUAGUUGUUUAUAAAACACAAGACGGUCAAGGUGCCUCACAUUAUGGGGUAUGUUCAAAUUACUUGCAGGGCGUCCCAUUGGGAUCAGAUGUUUCUGUAUUUGUGAGAAGCGCUUCUGCAUUCUAUUUACCGACUGAUCCAAUGGUACCAGUUAUUAUGGUCGGUCCAGGAACUGGCAUAGCGCCAUUCAGAGCUUUUUGGCAAGAACGAACUAUGUUGUUGAAGAAAAAACAGAAAAUUGGAAAGAUGUGGCUUUUCUUUGGUUGUCGAACCAAAGAUAUGGAAUUAUAUAGAGAAGAAAAAGAAGAAAUGCAACGUAUAGGUGUACUCGAUAAAGUGUUUCUCGCUCUUUCCAGGGAACCUAAUAUACCUAGAACAUAUGUUCAAGAUUUGAUAGUGAGAGAAGCAGCUGAAAUCUAUCGACUUCUUGUAGGAGAGAAAGGACACUUUUAUAUUUGUGGGGAUAUCACUAUGGCAGAAAAUGUUUAUCAAACUUUAAGAAAUAUAAUUCAGAAUUAUGGAGAAUUGAACGAGGCUGAAGUUCAGUCUUAUAUGCUGCAAUUAAGGGAUGAGAAUAGAUACCAUGAAGACAUAUUCGGUGUCACACUUAGAACUGCAGAAGUACACAACAGAUCUAGAGAAUCGGCGAGAAUACGAAUGGAAACGGAAUCUUAACAAUAUUAAGGCAUCAUAGAUAUUAGAUACUCCAAUAUUUUUAUCCAGUUUGACAGUAAUCUAAGAACAGACAAAGUUAAAAUUUUAUCAAUUAACGUAAACAAGUCUUAAGGAAUUUGGUUAGUAAGGUUUUGACUGGCCAAAUAGAUAAUUAAUCUCAAAAAGAAGUAAUUAUAUUUUCAUGUAAAUAAAUAUUAUAUACCAGACUUUAAAAAUAUAAUAAUUUACUUAGUUCAAUGUCUAAAUGAUCGUUUUUAGUAAAUCCUGUAUGUUUAUGUAUUAGAGAAAACCGUCAUCGAUUUGUUGAACUAAAUAACUUGUCAUAUAUAGUCUGGAAUCAUAAAUAACUUUCCUUAGUCAAAAAAAAAUUUUUAAUGGUAUAAUAGCGGACAUCAAAUAUCGAAAAUGUUCUCACUUAGUAAAACCAUAAACUGCUUUCAAACGUAGAUAAGUAAUCCAUCAUUAAGAAUUGCACUUACACAAGCGAAGAUAAUUUCAGUAAAAUUAAAUAGAAAGAUGAAUUUGUUGCUUCAAAGUUUUAUUUGUUAAGAUUUUUUGUUUUUCUUGAAUACCUAUAAGUAAAAUCGUGAUGAAGUAUAAUUUUUCAAAAUUAUAGCUAUGGAAAAUAAUAAAAUUGUGAUUGACUGUUUUUUCUACUACAAUACAAUUAUUCUGAAUAACUAGCAUCACAUUCAUCUUCAAUGUCAACAAAAUGGAUACCUAGGAGUUUAAAGUUUGUUUCAUAUCAACAAAAAAGGUAUUGAGAGUGAAAAUAUUGUUUAAUAUUAACAAAAAAAUACCUUGGAGUCGGAAGUUUGUUUAAGAUAGUACUACCGUUACCACAAGUGUCAAAUGUGUGCUCUGUGUAGUUUGAUUAGCGUAGUAUUUAUAUUUGGCAACGCUGCAUAAAGAAAAAGAAGUGUAUAACAUUAAUAUCUCCACAUACCGCGUUCUGUAACAUUCAAAUUUCACGCGCGCGAAUAAAUUCGUACGUCCUAUAAGCAUCAAUGGAAAAGGCAAACAUUUUUUUUCGGUUCUCUGUAGACCUCUGAAAAUUUAACUCAUCUUAUAUACUAAAAUUCCAACUUUCAUUAAAUUCUGAAUGCAAAUCCUAAAACCGGUAGUACUACCUUAAUAUCAUAAAAAAAUACCUGGGUGUCAAAGUUUUAUUCAAUAUCAACAAAAAAAAUUCCUGGGAGUCGAAAACUUGUUUAAUAUCAACAAAAAGAACAUUUGGAAUAAAAAGCUUGUUCAUUAUUACCAAAAAGAAUUUCUGGGAGUCAAAAGCUUUUUUAAUAUCAACAAAAAGGAUAUUUGGUUAAGCUUAUGUUGAGGUUAAAUAACAAAAUGACUAUUUAGAUGAAUUUAUAUAUAUCAUUCGUGAAAAUCACUUCUUGCGAAUGGGAAAAGUGAUUUUCCACUUAAAUAGACUUAGGUAAAAGUGAUUAGAUGAAAAUAAGUCUAAUUUCCACUUGAACGUUUUCAAAGUUACUUUCCAAAGUUAAUAAAACGUAUUUCCCACUGAUUAUGGAUAAGAUAAAGUAAUCGACAUUUUUAAAGUCUGGUAUGCAUCUUUAGAUAUAAGUUUAGAUUUUUUUAAAGGACGACGAAUAUAAUGUAAGUAUUUUAUCGUAAGCAGAAAUACUAAUUAUAAAUUUCUUCUAAAUAAUAUUUAACACUAACUUUCGAAUUUACUUAUAUGUUUUUUCUUUAAAACAAAAAAAUAAACAAAUUACGAAUUU
Diorhabda sublineata is the source of this 5473-nucleotide messenger RNA. It is a transcript of the gene Nos, whose product is annotated as nitric oxide synthase. The transcript has 21 exons. Gene Ontology annotation, biological process: nitric oxide biosynthetic process. Lineage: Eukaryota; Metazoa; Arthropoda; Insecta; Coleoptera; Chrysomelidae. The coding region runs from base 210 to 3731 and encodes 1173 amino acids. Gene Ontology annotation, molecular function: calmodulin binding; nitric-oxide synthase activity; NADP binding. The record is from RefSeq and is a predicted model, not a curated record.